GGGAAGCUCCUCCGCCCCUCCCAACGGCUCCGGGGACGGGCGUGGCUGAGACAGGCCCCGCCCACACGCGCGCCGGCCCUCGGCAACCGGCACAACAUAACAAAAUGGCCGCGGGGCCGUCGGGCGCCUGAAGGGAAGGACCCGCGCGUCUCUUGCUCCGCCUCGUCCCGCGGGGCUGCUCGGCCCGACUCCUAGGCGGUGUUGAUGGACACCUGGCUUUACUCUUGCAAUGAAGAAAGGUCCUCAACAAAAAAUAUUCUCCAAAGCAAAGAUGCCAUUAUCAUCUCACUCUCCUAGUCCAUGGUCUCUUAAGACCAAUAUGAGAUCUAGGUCGCUUUCACCUUUAAUUGGAUCAGAGACUCUGCCUUUUCAUUCUGGAGGACAGUGGUGUGAGCAAGUUGAGAUUACAGAUGAAAACAAUAUGCUUUUGGACUGCCAAGACCAGAAAGGAGCUGAUUCACCUGCAGGAGUUCGAUAUAUUACAGAAGCUCUCAUUAAAAAACUUAGUAAACAGGACAAUUUGGCUUUGGUAAAAUCUCUGAAUCUUUCACUUUCUAAAGAUGGUGGCAAGAAAUUUAGGUAUAUCGAGAAUUUGGAAAAAUGUAUUAAACUUGAAGUAUUAAAUCUCAGCUAUAAUCUAAUAGGGAAGAUUGAGAAGAUGGACAAACUGUUAAAAUUACGUGAACUCAAUUUAUCUUAUAACAAAAUCAGCAAAAUUGAAGGCAUAGAAAAUUUGUGUAAUCUGCAAAAGCUAAACCUUGCAGGAAAUGAAAUUGAGCGUAUUCCAGUAUGGUUAGGGAAGAAGUUAAAAUCUUUGCGAGUCCUCAAUCUGAAAGGCAACAAGAUAUCAUCGCUACAAGAUGUAAGCAAGUUGAAACCGCUUCAAGAUUUGACUUCUCUGAUCCUAAUUGAAAAUCCACUUGUGACCCUUCCUCAUUAUCUCCAGUUUACCAUUUUCCACCUCCGUUCACUGGAAAGUUUGGAAGGUCAGCCAGUAACCACUCAAGAUAGACAGGAGGCUUUUGAGAGAUUCAGUUUAGAAGAGAUAGAAAGACUGGAAAGAGACUUGGAAAAGAAGACAAUGGAAACUGAAGAGCUUAAAAGCAAACAAACAAGGUUCCUUGAGGAAAUUCAACAUCAAGAUAAACUGAACAAAUCAUUAAAAGAGGAGGCCAUGUUACAGAAACAGAGCUGUAAGGAGCUACAGAGUGACCUAAACACAAAAAAUGAAUUGCUAAAACAGAAAACCAUGGAACUAACACGAGCAUGUCAGAAGCAGUAUGAGCUGGAACAGGAAUUGGCCUUUCAUAAAAUUGAUGCUAAAUUUGAGCCACUAAAUUAUUACCCAUCAGAGUAUGCUGAAAUUGAUAACACCCCAGAUGAAAGCCCUUAUAUUGGCAAAUCGAGAUACAAGAGAAAUAUGUUUGCCACAGAGAGUUACGUUAUUGAUAAUGCCCAGGCAGUACAGAUCAAGAAGAUGCAGCCAGAUGAAGGGGAACAACUUAGAAAUGAGCAUGUGAACUUGAGAGCCCAUGCACCACUGGACAUACAACUGGAAGACAAAGAAAAAAAAAUAAGUGCAGCACAAAGUCGACUGUCAGAACUACAUGAUGAAAUAGAAAAGGCAGAACAACAAAUUUUAAGAGCUACGGAAGAAUUUAAACAACUGGAAGAAGCUAUACAACUAAAAAAAAUUUCAGAAGCAGAGAAAGACCUUCUUUUCAAGCAAUUGAGUGGUAGGAUACAGCUUGUAAAUAAAUUACGCCAGGAAGCUCUGGAUCUAGAACUGCAGAUGGAAAAGCAAAGGCAAGAAAUUGCUGAAAAGGAGAAGGAGAUCAAGGACCUGCAAAUAGCCAUAGAUAGCCUGGAUUCUAAAGACCCAAAACAUUCUCAUAUGAAGGCUCAGAAAAGGGGUAAAGAACAACAGCUUGACAUUAUGAACAAGCAGUACAAACAACUUGAAAGCCGUUUGGAUGCGAUACUUUCCAGAAUUGCUAAGGAGACUGAAGAGAUUAAGGACCUUGAACAACAACUUACUGAAGGCCAAAUAGCAGCAAAUGAAGCCCUGAAGAAGGAUUUGGAAGGUGUCAUUAGUGGGUUGCAGGAAUACCUGGGGACCAUCAAAGGCCAGGCAACUCAGGCCCAGAAUGAGUGCAGGAAGCUACAGGGCGAGAAAGAGACAUUGCUGCAGAAAUUGACUGAAGUCGAGCAGGAAAGGGACCAACUGGAAAUAGUUGCCAUGGAUGCAGAAAAUAUGAAGAAGGAGCUUGCAGAGCUAGAAAGCGCCCUCCAGGAGCAGCAUGAGGUGAAUGCAUCCUUGCAGCAGACCCAGGGAGAUCUCAGUGCCUAUGAAGCUGAGCUAGAGGCUCGGUUGAAACUAAAGGAUGCUGAAGCCAACCAGCUCAAGGAAGAGUUGGAAAAACUCACGAGGCUUACCCAGUUAGAACAAUCAACCCUUCAAGCAGAACUUGAGAAGGAAAGACAAGCCCUCAAAAACGCCCUUGGAAAAGCCCAAUUCUCAGAAGAAAAGGAACAAGAGAAUAGUGAGCUCCACACAAAACUUAAACAGCUACAGGAUGACAAUAACCUGUUAAAACAGCAACUUAAAGAUUUCCAGAAUCACCUUAACCAUGUGGUUGAUGGUUUGAUUCAUCCAGAAGAAGUGGCAGCUCGUGUGGAUGAGCUAAGGACAAAACUGAAAUUAGGAACUGGGGAAAUGAGAAUCCAUAGUCCUUCAGACAUCUUAGGGAAAAGUCUUGCUGAUUUACAGAAACAAUUCAGUGAAAUUCUUGCACGCUCCCAGUGGGAAAGAGAAGCAGCACAAGUGAGAGAGAGGAAACUACAAGAAGAAAUGGCUCUGCAGCAAGAAAAACUGGCAAAUGGACAAGAAGAGUUCAGGCAGGCGUUUGAAAGAGCCCUUGAAGCAAGAAUUAAUUCUGAUAAGAGGCAACAUGAAGCAAGAAUCCGGCAGUUGGAGAAUGAAAUUCAUUAUUUGCAAGAAAAUCUAAAAAGUAUGGAGGAAAUCCAAGGCCUUACAGAUCUCCAACUUCAGGAAGCUGAUGAAGAGAAGGAGAGAAUUCUGGCCCAACUCCGAGAGUUAGAGAAAAAGAAGAAACUUGAAGAUGCCAAAUCUCAGGAGCAGUUUUUUGGUUUAGAUAAAGAAUUGAAGAAACUAAAGAAAGCUGUGGCCACCUCUGAUAAGCUAGCCACAGCUGAGCUCACCAUUGCCAAAGACCAACUUAAGUCCCUUCAUGGAACUGUUAUGAAAAUUAACCAGGAGCGUGCAGAGGAGUUGCAGGAAGCAGAGAGGUUCAGCAGAAAGGCUGUACAAGCGGCCAGGGAUCUGACUCGAGCAGAAGCUGAGAUUGAACUCCUGCAGACUCUUCUCAGGGACAAGGAGGAGCAGGUUCGAACUGAGAUGGAGAAAGCCGAUGUAGGUAUUGGAGGAACAAACUCACAGGUGCUAGAAUUCGAGAAACUGCAUGAGACAAUGGAGCGACAGAGGACUGAGAUUGCACGGCUGCGGAACAUACUAGACCUCACUGGGGCUGACAACAAAGGAGGCUUUGAAAAUGUUCUAGAAGAAAUUGCAGAACUGCGUCGUGAAGUUUCUUAUCAAAAUGAUUACAUCAGCAGUAUGGUAGAUCCUUUCAAAAGACGAGGCUAUUGGUACUUUAUGCCACCGCCAUCAUCAUCAAAAGUUUCAAGCCACAGUUCCCAGGCCACCAAGGACUCUGGUGUUGGCCUAAAGUACACAGCCUCAACUCCCAUUAGAAAAUCACAUCCUGGGCAACAAGAUGGGAAGGAAGGCAAUGGGCCUCCACCUGCCUCAGGGUACUGGGUUUAUUCUCCCAUCAGGCGUGGGUUACAUAAAUUGUUUCCAAAUAGAGAUGCAGACAGUGGAGGAGAUAGCCAAGAAGAGAGUGAGCUGGAUGACCAAGAGGAACCCCCAUUCGUGCCUCCUCCUGGAUCCAUGAUGUAUACUGUGCUCCCUGAUGGUUCUCCUGUACCCCAGGGCAUGGCCCUGUACGCACCGCCUCCUCCCCUGCCCAACAAUAGCCGACCUCUCACCCCUGGCACUGUUGUUUAUGGCCCACCUCCUGCUGGGGCCCCCCUCGUAUAUGGACCUCCACCCCCCAACUUCUCUGUCCCCCUCAUCCCUAUGGGUGUGCUGCAUUGCAACGUCCCAGAACAUCAUAACUUAGAGAAUGAAGUUUCUAGAUUAGAAGACAUAACACAGCAUUUAAAAUCAAAGAGACAGGAAGAACAGUGGAGGAGAGCAUCCAAGCGGCAGUCUGAGAAAGAAAUGGAAAAACUGCAUCAUGAUAUCGAUGGUCUUUUGCAAGAGAAGAAAGACUUGGAGCAUGAAGUAGAAGAAUUACACAGAACUAUCCAGAAACGUCAACAGCAAAAGGACUUCAUUGAUGGAAAUAUUGAGAGUCUUGUGACUGAACUAGAAAUAGAAAAAUCACUCAAACACCAUGAAGAUAUUGUAGAUGAAAUUGAGUGCAUUGAGAAGACCCUUCUGAAACGUCGCUCAGAGCUUAGGGAAGCUGACCGACUCCUGGCAGAGGCCGAGAGUGAACUUGCAUACACAAAAGAGAAGACAAAAAAUGCUGUUGAAAAGUUCACUGAUGCCAAGAGAAGUUUAUUGCAAACUGAGUCAGAUGCUGAGGAAUUAGAAAAGAGAGCUCAGGAAACUGCUGUUAACCUUGUCAAAGCUGAUCAACAGCUAAGAUUGCUCCAGGCUGAUGCAAAGGAUUUGGAGCAGCACAAAAUCAAGCAAGAAGAAAUCUUGAAAGAAAUAAACAAAGUUGUAGCAGCAAAAGACUCAGACUUCCAGUGUUUAAACAAGAAGAAGAAAAAACUGACGGAAGAGCUUCAGAAACUGCAAAAAGACAUCGAGACGGCAGAACGCAAUGAGGAUGACCACCUGCAGGUCCUAAAAGAAUCUGAGACCCUGCUUCAGGCCAAGAGAGCUGAGCUGGAAAAGCUGAAAAGCCAGGUGACAAAUCAGCAGCAGGAGAUGGCUGCCUUGGAUAGGCAGUUAGGGCAUAAAAAGGAGGAGCUUCAUCUACUCCACGAAAGCUUGGUCCAGGCAAAAGCUGACCUCCAGGAAGCUCUGAGACUGGGAGAAACUGAAGUAGCUGAGAAGUGCAAUCACAUUAGGGAAGUAAAAUCUCUUCUGGAAGAACUGAGUAUUCAGAAAGGAGAACUGAAUGUCCAAACUAGUGAAAAAAAAACUCAACUUGCCCUUAUAAAGCAGGAAAUUGAAAAAGAGGAAGAAAAUCUUCAGGUAGUUUUAGGGCAAAUGUCUAAACAUAAAACUGAACUAAAGAAUAUUCUGGACAUGUUGCAACUUGAAAACAAUGAGCUACAAGGUUUGAAGCUACAACAUGACAAAAAAAUGUCUGAGUUAGAGAAGACUCAGGUUGAAGUGCUAGAGGAGAAACUGGAGUUAGAGAAUUUGCAGCAGACAGCCCAGCGACAGAAAGGGGAAAUAGAAUGGCAGAAGCAGCUUCUUGAGAGGGAAAAACGAGAAAUAGAGCGAAUGACUUCUGAGUCCCGAGCAUUACAAUCUUGUGUUGAGUGUUUGAACAAAGAAAAAGAAGAUCUCCAGGAGAAAUGUGACAUUUGGGAAAAGAAGGUGGCACAAACCAAAAGGGUUUUAGCAGCAACAGAAGAAAAUAGCAAAAUGGAGCAAUCAAACUUAGAAAAGUUGGAAUUGAAUGUCAGAAAACUGCAGCAGGAACUUGACCAACUAAACAGAGACAAGCUGUCACUGCAUAAUGACAUAUUAGCAAUGCAGCAGCAGCUACAAGAAAAACGAGAAGCAGUAAACUCACUACAGGAUGAACUAGCUAAUGUGCAAGACCAUUUGAACCUAGCAAAACAGGACCUGCUUCGCACCACCGAGCACCAGGGUGUACUGCUUCGGGAGCAGACUCAGCUCCAGGAUGACAUCAGCGAAUGUGUGAAGAGGAUCAAAAACUGUGAGAAAGAAGGAGAGACAAAACAACAACAUCUCCAAGUGCUUCAGAAUGAAAUCGAAGAAAACAAACUCAAACUAGUCCAACAAGAAAUGAUGUUUCAGAGACUCCAGAGAGAGAGAGAAAGUGAAGAAAAAAAAUUAGAAGCCAGUAAAGUGACCCUGAAGGAGCAGCAACACCAGCUGGAAAAGGAAAUAACAGACCAGAAAAGCAACUUGGACCAGGUGCUCGCAAAGGUGCAGGCGGCUGAAAAUCAUGUCAGGACUCUUCAGGAAGAGGAGAGGCGGGGCGAGAGCCUAGAGAAGACACUGUCCCAGACCAAACAGCAGCUUUCAGAAAGGGAGCAGCAAUUAAUGGCAAAGUCAAGUGAGCUGCUGGCUCUCCAGAAAGAGGCAGACUCUAUGAGGGCAGACUUCAGCCUCCUGCGGAACCAGUUCCUGACGGAAAGAAAGAAAGCUGAGAAGCAGGUGGCCAGCCUGAAGGAAGCACUUAAGAUCCAGCGGAGCCAGCUGGAGCAAAACCUUCUUGAGCAAAAACAGGAGAACAGCUGCAUGCAAAAGGAAAUGGCAACCAUCGAACUGGUAGCCCAGGACAACCACGAACGGGCCAGGCGCCUGAUGGAGGAGCUCAACCAGAUGCAGCAUGAGUACGCAGAGCUCAAAAAGCAGAUGGCAAACCAAAAAGAUUUGGAGAGAAGACAAAUGGAAAUCAGUGACGCAAUGAGGACACUUAAAUCUGAGGUGAAAGAUGAAAUCAGAACCAGCCUGAAGAAUCUCAACCAGUUUCUUCCAGAACUACCAGCAGAUAUGGAAGCUAUUUGGGAAAGAAACGAAAACCUAGAAGGAGAGUUGGAAAGCUUGAAAGAGAACCUUCCAUUCACCAUGAAUGAGACAACUUUUGAAGAAAAACUGAGCUUUCCCCAAGUUCACAUAAUGGAUGGACACAGGCAUGGAGAAGCACUCCGGGAAGAACUGCGUCACCGUGAAGAUCGACUCAAGGCCCAGCUUCGACACUGUAUGUCCAAGCAAGCAGAAGUAUUAAGUAAAGGAAAGCGGCAGACAGAGGGCACGUUACACAGUUUGAGGAGACAAGUGGAUGCUUUAGGGGAAUUGGUUACCAGCACCUCUGUGGAUUCGACAUUGUCACCCAGUCUGGAUUCUUCCCUUGCGGAGGACUCUCAACUUGGACAAAAUCGGAGCUCCUUCCUACGGGUUCUACAGAGCCCGCCAGAUGGUUACCGACACUGAUGCCACUUCCCAGAUUCCUGCUCACAGGGAACGUGGCUCAGCCAGAUGAAGAGUACUGUAUUGUGUAAAUAUAUGAGAGAAUACCUUCUCCACUACCUCACUAACUUGACAAUUGGAAGGCAGCUUGGUUUUUUUGCUGAAACUCCACUGUAGUUUAUUUUGCUUGUAAUAUUAAUGCCAAGGUUUUUGUAAAUCACUUGUACAUGUGGGAAUAGUUGUGUACAAUUUAAACCAGGGUCCUAGGUGGCCAAGAUAUAUUUUUUUUUAAUCUUUGGACUGUUUUUAUAAAACCAAUGCUGAUUUUAACUGCAUUAUUUGUUAUCUAUAAACUGGCAAAUCUCAUGACAAAAAACGUACUUAAGCUCCUCUUCAUUUAUAUAGUGUCAAGAGUUAUUUU
Messenger RNA from Lemur catta (Ring-tailed lemur), 7634 nucleotides. It is a transcript of the gene CNTRL, whose product is annotated as centriolin. The transcript is spliced from 44 exons. Lineage: Eukaryota; Metazoa; Chordata; Mammalia; Primates; Lemuridae. Gene Ontology annotation, molecular function: protein binding. Bases 230 to 7237 code for a protein of 2335 amino acids. The record is from RefSeq and is a predicted model, not a curated record.